Messenger RNA from Cucurbitaria berberidis CBS 394.84, 1488 nucleotides. RefSeq names its product HAD-like protein. The record is from RefSeq and is a predicted model, not a curated record. Lineage: Eukaryota; Fungi; Ascomycota; Dothideomycetes; Pleosporales; Cucurbitariaceae. The coding region runs from base 1 to 1488 and encodes 495 amino acids. Gene Ontology annotation, molecular function: phosphoprotein phosphatase activity. The transcript has 3 exons.
AUGAACAACAACCUGAAUGCGCAGGCGCUGCCUUUCAGGCCCGGCGGGCAGGAUGACCGUCGUCGCGAACAGAACUACACUGGUUUCGAAAACCAGCUGCCAGCACCGCCGCCAUUUCCACCAGGACCAGCCAGCGCGCCAUGGAACGCAAACUAUCCGCCACCGCCGCCGCAGUUCUACAACAGCAUCAACCAUAACCAGCAAACAAAUCAGCAAUCAUACAACGACUAUGCUGCGCAAGCACAGGCACAGGCACAGGCACAGCAAGCCUACUACCAUCAGUUCAUGCCGCAGUAUCCAGGAGGCUUUCAGUACGGUCAACAGCCAUACAGGCCUCAACAACCCUACUACGGUGCAUUUGGGCAGCAAAACCAGCGCGCGUAUUCGAACCAGGCAUACCACCACUCCACCAUGCAGGCGCAGGCGCAUCACCCUUAUGGUGCGACGAAUGAGGACCUACAGACCUCUACUCCCCCACUCAGGAAUACUAGGUCUGGGGCCGCUUUCGACGGUCAAGUCAAGCAGAAAGAUACUCCAAAACUGCCCAAGGGCCCGACAGCAUCAUCGAAGAAAGGCCGGUAUGGUGAUGAGAAGAUUAUGCUCCCCGCCCCGCAGCCUACGCCAGAGUAUCUGAGCCAAGCCGCCGAGGAGCCAUCCGUUAUCGAUCCACCAGGCCGUGUAUUAGUCAUCCUUGACCUCAAUGGUACGGUCCUUUAUCGACCCAACAGGAAUGCAAAGACAAUGAUCGAGCGCCCGUUCCUCAAACCGUUCCUGCGCUACUUAUUCCAGAACUUCUCGGUCAUGGUCUGGUCCAGCGCCAAACCCGACAACGUCAAGUCGCUCGUAACGCAGUCGCUGGACAAGGAUCUCCAAUCGAAGCUCGUAGCUCGGUGGGCUCGCGACUCCUUCGGGUUGUCGCCGACCAACUAUACCCAGAACGUCCAAGUAUACAAGAACCUCAGAUUGAUUUGGAGUAGGGACGUGAUCCAGCAACAUCAUCCAGAGUAUGCGGCUGGCAAGCGCUUCGGUCAACACAACACUGUUCUUAUCGACGACUCUGCUAUCAAGGCCAGUGCUCAGCCACAUAAUCUUCUCGAGAUUCCAGAAUUCGCAGCUACACCGGAGCAAAUGGAGGGCGACGUCUUGCGCGAGGUCGCUGGCUACUUGGAGUUGCUACGACAUCAAGCAGACGUCUCUCAGUUCAUCAGCAAGGAACCGUUCAAGGAUGAUGGCCGUUGGAGUUUCCAGUGGCCUGACGAAGCAUCUGGCGGCGGUGAGAUGAAGAGCAAGGCCUCGGCGAAGGGGAAGAAGCAGAAAGCGAAAGCUGCUGGUGGAGCUGAGAGCAAGUUUUCGCUCAAGAUGUACAACGAAGCCAAGGAUGCUGACACAAACGGCGCGAAUGUAGACACAUCCGCCGAGCGUUUGUCUGAGACGAUCGACUCCCUCUCAUCUGUUUCGUUGGUAGCUUCUGCUCAGAAGGAUUGGUAG